AUGGAGUCUCGCCUCGGAAAUGGAGUAGGCAGUUCGAGAUCUGCCAAAGUUGUAAAGAACACUUCUAGUUCAGUUGAUUGGUUGAACAGAGAUAUGCUUGAGAUGAGGAUAAGGGACAAGACAGAUGCUGAUGAGGAGAGAGACAGUGAACCAGAUAUCAUUGAUGGAGCUGGUGCAGAACCUGGCCAUGUGAUCAGAACAACACUCCGUGGACGAAAUGGUCAAUCGAGACAGACAGUCAGUUACAUAGCCGAACAUGUAGUUGGGACUGGUUCCUUUGGAAUGGUUUUCCAAGCGAAAUGCAGAGAAACUGGGGAGGUUGUUGCCAUCAAGAAGGUUCUACAAGACAAGCGCUACAAGAACAGAGAGUUGCAGAUUAUGCAGAUGUUAGACCAUCCGAACGUUGUUGGUUUAAAGCAUAGCUUCUACUCAAGAACAGAAAAUGAAGAGGUUUAUCUGAAUCUUGUCCUCGAAUUUGUUCCCGAGACUGUCAAUCGUACUGCGAGAAGCUAUAGUAGAGUGAACCAGCUGAUGCCAUUGAUAUAUGUCAAACUCUACACUUAUCAGAUUUGCAGGGCGCUUGCUUACCUUCAUAAUUGCUGUGGUCUUUGUCACCGUGAUAUUAAGCCUCAGAACCUGCUAGUGAAUCCACACACACACCAGCUAAAAAUUUGUGAUUUUGGGAGUGCAAAAGUGUUGGUGAAAGGAGAACCCAAUAUUUCUUACAUUUGUUCAAGAUACUAUCGUGCCCCAGAGCUCAUUUUUGGAGCUACUGAGUACACAACUGCUAUAGACAUAUGGUCCACAGGUUGUGUGAUGGCUGAACUACUUCUUGGACAGGUCGAAGCGCUUUUUUUUUCUUUUUCAUUAGCGAUUGCAUUUGUGCUUGUUAUUCUGUUAAUUCACCCUAUUAGAUGUUUCAGCCUCUAUUUCCUGGCGAAAGUGGAGUCGAUCAGCUUGUUGAAACCAUUAAGGUCUUUGCCAGUUUUGGGUACACCAACAAGGGAGGAGAUCAAGUGCAUGAAUCCAAACUACACGGAGUUUAAAUUUCCACAGAUUAAACCUCAUCCUUGGCACAAGGUAUGCCACUAG
This is a messenger RNA of Thlaspi arvense, 1092 nucleotides long. NCBI's taxonomy places the organism in Eukaryota, Viridiplantae, Streptophyta, Magnoliopsida, Brassicales, Brassicaceae. The record is from the annotation of a GenBank genome assembly.